AUGACUGGGAAUGGACAGGUGGUUUUGAGAAGUUACCAGAAUGGUGUUUCAAGCAUCCCUAAUGUUCCACUGACCUCAACAUUCCCUUACCGCUCUGCUAAUGGCGCUGCAUGUUUUGUUUGUGAAGUCGACGGAGAAGUUCGUGGAACAUUGCCUAAGCGUUAUCGCUGCCUUCGCUGCCCAGCCGUUGCAUUUGAAGAACUCGGCCCAAAACUUAUUGAGCACAUGGGGGGUCAUAUUUUAUUUGAUCAGAACUUACGAGACAAGCACAAUGUCUGUGGCUUGUGUCUCAGCAUUGGGUUAUGCGAGAUUCGGCUUGCGAGAGGCGCUGGAGGUUCUGAAGUUGUCGACAUCAGUCGCUCGCACUGCCCAAAUCUAUUCAAGAUCAAGUUGAAGAAUGCACGCAAGUCAACAAAGCACUCGCCUUGUACAAACACCCCGCUUCAUUGCCCGUAUUGCGACAGUAAUGCUGCUCCAGUCUGGAAAUACUCGCUGUCACGUCACAUCGAUAUCCUGCACCCAUCAGCGAAUAAGGCACGGUUCGAAGAAUUGUGGAGAGUUGACGACGAAGAGAGCACACAAAUAUCAACAAAAUUCAAAAUGAAGGCUCGGAAACGAAAGCAAAUGACAGCAACAUCGAUGCUGCGCAUUUCCGAAGAGCACAGUUCAAGAGUGGCAUUACGACAACAACAGACAACGGAUCACUACACCACUGAGUCUGUGGCUGACUCUGAAUCAGCACAAACAUCUCUCGCUCAAUCAUCAUCUGCCAUAUUACUUGGUAAACGUCUGCGAGGUUUGUCUGAUGCGAGUGAUAGUCAAGACGUACCUUCUGCGCCAAAACCUCGUCUCACCAUCAAGAUUCGUCCCUCAGCAGCACGCCUCAGCUCGGUUCAAGUGAAGAAUCGUGUCAUUCCAGACUCGGAUGCAGACACUCAGCCUGAUGACCCAUUGCAAGAUGAAUUUUGCUGGUGUCGAGGGCCGGAGUCCGGAGAAAUGUUUCAUUUUGAAUGUGUUGGUUUGCUUGAUGCUCCAGAGGCAGAUUGGUUCUGCAGUGACAUGUGCAGGAGCAACACCAGCUCUCAGAAGAAGACAAAGUGAUGUUUUUUAAAUCUAAAAGUCGUAUAUACGAUGCCUAGGAUGUUUGGCAAUACAU
Molecule: messenger RNA, 1156 nt
Organism: Suillus discolor
Lineage: Eukaryota; Fungi; Basidiomycota; Agaricomycetes; Boletales; Suillaceae
Exons: 5
Coding region: 1-1101 (366 amino acids)
Source: RefSeq, a predicted model, not a curated record